UUUGUAAAAUUAUCUUCAAUUGUAAAUAGUGUCAAAAUUUUAAAAUAGAACAUCAUUACGGAAAGAAGAAAGUAUAACAAAGACAUUUUUUUUGGGUCAUUUAGUACUAUAGAAAUACAAAUUUGAGCCAAAUAAAACACCUUAACUUGGUUGUACUUUGCAAAAUACAUUUGGUUGUAAAAAGCAUGAACCCUGAAAUUUCUGAUAUUAUUUGAAUGGUUGUGGGUUGAUUAUGACACAACCUAGAACACCCCGAAAAAAACGUUGACUUGUUCCAUUAUGGACAUAUCAAAGGAAACAAUCAUCCCCUCGGAUUACAUAUGGCCAGAAAAUGAGCAACCCGGAAUCACGACCGUCCAUGAUCCCGGAUUCCGGGUCCCGGUGAUCGAUCUCGAGAACCAGGACGAGGAAAGGCUAGUCAAGCUGAUUGCAGAAGCGAGCAGUGAGAUUGGUUUGUUUCAAGUCAUAAACCAUGGCAUACCAAGUGAUUUGGUUGAGAAAUUGCAAAGAGUUGGGAAGGAGUUUUUUGAGCUACCACAACAUGAGAAAGAGAAAUAUAGCAAGCUUCCUGGGUCAGUAGAAGGAUAUGGAACUACCCUUCAGAAGGAAGAUGAAGCUAAACAAGGGUUAAAGAAAGGUUGGUCUUCUCAUAUUUUCCAUAAGAUUUGGCCUCCCUCUGCCGUUGACCUCACAUUUUGGCCAAAAACUCCCUCAUCCUACAGGGAAGUUAAUGAAGAGUAUUCCAAAUAUUUGAAAAUAGUAGGAGACAAACUUUUCAAAUAUCUCUCAUUAAGCUUAGGACUUGAAGAACAUGAGCUUAAGAAGGGUGUAGGAGGUGAUGAUAUAGAGUACUUGGCGAAGAUCAAUUAUUAUCCUCCUUGUCCUCGUCCCGAUUUAGCCUUUGGUGUUCCGGCUCACACCGAUAUGAGCGCCAUGACGUUGCUCGUCCCCAACGACGUACCAGGCCUCCAAAUAUCCAAGGAUGAUCGUUGGUAUAACGUUGAUUAUGUUCCUAAUGCCAUAAUUAUCCACAUUGGUGAUCAAAUUGAGAUCAUGAGCAAUGGAAAAUACAAGGCUGUGCUUCAUAGAACAACGGUGAGCAAGGAAAGAACAAGAAUUUCAUGGCCGGUGUUCUUGUCGCCGCCAUCGGAACAUAUUGUUGGACCGUUCUCUAAACUCGCCACUAAUGAAAAUCCGGCCAUAUAUAAGAGUAAGAAGUUCUGUGACUAUGCCUAUUGCAAGCUUAAUAAGAUACCCCAAUAGUAAUAACAGGCAUCACGGCCAGUGAUGGCCUCACAUUGAUGUAAGGGUGGUGGUCAGCUGACCAUCCGAUUGUUUUUAAUAAAAACGUUUGUAUGUAUGUACUAUCUCCAUUUCUAAAUAAUUUUUAUAUUUUUCGUCA
Molecule: messenger RNA, 1402 nt
Organism: Spinacia oleracea (spinach)
Lineage: Eukaryota; Viridiplantae; Streptophyta; Magnoliopsida; Caryophyllales; Amaranthaceae
Product: flavonol synthase/flavanone 3-hydroxylase-like
Exons: 3
Coding region: 280-1263 (327 amino acids)
Source: RefSeq, a predicted model, not a curated record